CAGUGAGGUGAGCCUCCAAGAAGAGCAUGCGCGCUGUAUCUCUCGCUCUGCUUUAAUAAACAGCUGGGUCUGUGCGCCGAGUCGAGAGAAAAAGGAAGCUGCGCUGCUGUGUCAGAGAGCUUGGUGACAUGGUGAAGAUUAAACAUUCGGGAUUAUUGUUUUUUUGAUGGAUUCACGUCUGUGAUAAAAUAACAAAAAGGAAAGGAUGAGUGGAGCUGAGGCCUACUAACACCAGACAUCAACAUCGCCAUACAAUGAUGAGCCUCAAUUCGACUUAGAAUCACUGAAACACUGAUAACUCGGAUUCCAUUUCUGAUGGAUGUACAGCAUUUGGGGAAGAUAAGAAGAGUAGUUUUUAUUCUAAUGACAGUAUAUUGGCGAUACGCUUAACCUCUGGGGAUAAAAAGAAACUGAGCCUCGACCUCAUUCAUCCUGACUCAAAAGCCUUUGUCUUCACAUUACUAAAUAUGUACAUCAACAAGCGAUGGACCGGAACGUCCUGCUUGAGUGGAUCAAGGACGAGGUACAUCUGAGGACAUUUGACGACUAAGCUUUACUCCUCCUUUCUGUUCCUCUCAUGGUCUUCAUAGGUUGGGAGCCAUCAGCAGGCUGCUGAGGGGAUGAAGAGGGAAUCGAUGGCCAAGCCCCUCUACAGGCUGCAGCGUUUCCUCCGGAAGACCCAGCUCUUCCUUCUGUUCCUGGGCGUGGCCUAUGUCAUGGCUGGGAGUGUCCUGCUCCUCCAGCGGGCCAGCCUGGUGGUGACCCAGCGAGCCGCCACCAGCCCUCCACUGCCCUCCCUGCCCUCCUUACCCUCACCACCCCUGGUCCUGGAACUGGGGAUGCCGCCCGGGAGGGUGGGAGGCUAUGGCGGCAGGAGCUCACGGAUCAUGGCCAGAGGGCGGGGGUUCCAGUCUGGGAACAUGCUGGAUGACAAGACUGGAGCACGCUGGCUCAUGUCACGUAAUCUGGAGAUACGACACUUGAGACGACGCUGGUUCCACAGUCUGAUGACGGAGAAAGAUAUGUCACAGGUGGAGAGGAGUACGCCCAGGAGGAAGGUGUCUCGUAAAGGUUCUUAUAUUGGCUGCUUUCUGGACAGUUCUAAAGAGCGGGCCUUGAGGGGUUCAGUGUCCUAUGAUUUCCGCAAAAUGACCAGCACCAUGUGCCAGGAUACCUGCUCAGAGAGUGGCUACCAGUUUGCUGGUCUGGAGUACGGAUCAGAAUGUUACUGUGGCAACCGCGUCACCAGCCUUCGCGUGCGAGAUGAGGAGUGCAACGUGGAUUGUAAAGGAGAGAAACGCUCCCCGUGUGGAGGUGUCGGGCGCCUGUCGGUGUUCAAGGUGGAGGACGUGCUACCAGGCCAGAGGAGAUACAGGAACGUGCUUUACCGCGGCUGCUUCAGGGAGCCUGAGAACAGCACUUCUGCAGCUCUGGUCCAUGUGGUCCAGCCCAACCUCACCACCCAGUCUUGUGUAGAGGCCUGCAUGAACAAGGAGUUUCCUCUGGCAGUGCUGGGGAGCACGGACUGUUUCUGUGGCUACGCUACUCCUGACUUCAGCCUCCACCAGCCAGCUGACGAGAAACGUUGUUCACAGACCAACAUCACAGAAACCCCCUUACCUUCAUCAACCCUCCAGUCUUUCUACCGGGUGUACCAGACACCUGUCCAAGAUUCCAGGUGCACAGAGAGGAAGUUCCUACCAGAGAAGUCCAGUUCAUUGGUAGCUCUCUCUAGCUUCCCUGGAGCAGGCAACACUUGGGUCAGACACCUAAUAGAGCUCACCACAGGAUACUAUACAGGAAGCUACUACUUUGAUGGAACACUUUUCAACAGAGGCUUCAAAGGUGAGAAGGAUUAUUGGAAGAGUGGUCGGACCAUCUGUGUGAAGACACAUGAAAGUGGGAAGAGAGAAAUAGAGAUGUACGACUCUGUCAUCCUGCUGAUCAGAAACCCCUACCGCUCACUCAUGGCGGAGUUCAACAGGAAGUGUGCAGGACAUCUGGGAUAUGCCUCUGAUCAGCACUGGAAGAGCAAAGAGUGGCCUGAAUUUGUAAGCAGCUACGCCCCCUGGUGGGCGUCCCACGUACUAGACUGGCUUCGUUUUGGGCGCAAUGUCCUAGUGGUUCACUUCGAGGAACUCCAGAUGGCGCUGGUGCCCCGGUUGCAAUCCAUUGUGUCCUUCCUCAAUGCCACGGUGACGGAGGACAGACUGCUGUGUGCCGAGAGCAACCAGGACGGACACUUCAAGCGCUCCGGUGUCCGGCGGCCCGCCUUUGACCCCUUCACGCCGGACAUGAGAGGAUUGAUAGACGGGUUAAUCCGCACGGUGGACCAGGCUCUUCGGGAAAGCAACCACGCAGGUCUUCCACUGGGGUACCUGCCCAGAUGAUGGACAGCUGGACCCAGACCUCCACCUGGUCCUCUAAUCGAUUCCUCUUCAUUUUAAACUGCCUUAAAGAUGUUUCGGCCCAGAUGGAUGGAGAACCCAAUUCAACCCAAGGGAAAUUGUUUUGAGAUCAUGAGCUUGUCUUGCAAAUGAGGCGUAGUUGUAUAGACAGAGGCAGGUCUAAGUAAACUCAUUUUAUGUUUUAGAAGCAAGCUAGACAAUAGGGGGAUACUUGUCAAAGAGCUGUCUUUCUGUUUUAGAAGUGUUUGGCUUGUUGGGACAUUGCCUUAUUGAGGGUGAGCCAUCCAGCGGAGUGUAAUCACUGAAGCAUGUUUUGGCAGGAAAGAUUUAUUCUGGAAUUAUGGGAGAUUUGUUUUUAAAAGAAAUAUGCUCAUCACCCGGUACAUCUGAUGGUUGGUUGGGCAGAAAUCUCAUAUUCUGCACAGUGGAGGAUGGAAGGAUGAACUGACAUGAUUACAAAUACAUGGUUGGAAACAGUCUCCUCUGAAAUAUAUUUGAAAUGUACAUCCCAUGAGAGCAAUAGGCUAAAUCCUAGGGGAGCAAUGCACUUUUUAAAUGUGUUGUUGUGAACAAAAUAUCAAAACUCACUGCAUUAGAUUAUUACAUAAUAAAGUCACUUUAAAUUUUCUUAUGUAAGCAAAGUCUUCAUAAAGGGAUGCUGUAUGAUUUACAUUGGAAUGUUUAGGUAGUGUUUUAGACAUAAUCAGGAUGAAUAGGUCCUUAUGAGUAUUUUGGCAAUUCUGACAAAACAAUUAUACCAGUAACCAAAUACAGCUAUGGUAAAUAUAAAGGAUCAAGUUGCAUUUUGACUGGUGCAUCCCAGGAGAUGGAGUGGCAUCAUAAGCAAUACCCAUGGAUAGGUCCCUUGUCGAGUCAACCUACAAUACACUAGACCAGACAGUAAAUCCCUGCAUAUAGAUUUAGUACAGGAAAAUGGGACCAGGUUUUUAUUCCUUUCCUAAUCUGUACUGAGCUGAUAAGAGCAGCACUGGUUGAGUGGGCAAUGUUUUCUCGACCAGAAGUGUCUGGAUUUACAGUUUUGUGAUAAUAUUGGUACUCUCUGCGCCCCCUCCCCGUCCCACCCAGUAUCAGAUACCCUCAUGUCAGGGAAAGUUAAUCUAAAAUUCUAAAUCAGACACAAAACUAUAGAGAUCUGGAUGUUUUCUAUUACACACAAAUACCUUCAUAUAACUGUGUAAAGCUGGGAUAUCCUGAACAAUAAAGCAUAGAUUUGAGAAGAAACUAUGAUUAGAAAAUGUUGAAAUAUGACGUGUGGUGAAAUGUGGUUUGAGGUAUGGUUGUUAUCAGUACAUUCGUAAUAUUUUCGGAUCAUAGGUAAUAGGGUAGUUCUCUUAAAACACAUUUCACUUACAUGGGCUAUAGCCAUAACAAUACUAAAACUAUACGAAUAAUAAAUAAAAAAUGUUUAACCAG
Esox lucius (northern pike) is the source of this 3842-nucleotide messenger RNA. RefSeq names its product WSC domain-containing protein 1 (gene wscd1a). Lineage: Eukaryota; Metazoa; Chordata; Actinopteri; Esociformes; Esocidae. Bases 621 to 2390 code for a protein of 589 amino acids. The record is from RefSeq and is a predicted model, not a curated record. The transcript has 10 exons.